CCAGAGGACACAUAUGACCGUCAUACGUACUAAUUAUAAGUCUCCUUCGUUCAUGCUUCUACCAUCAGCGCUCAGCGUGGAAGGCAUGAUUCUCUCACAGAACAAAUGGCAGUGCAGUCAUUUAAUACGGUGAACUGGUCGACCCGUUCAGUUAGCAACAAUGUCUUCCUCGGCGCAAGAUCCUAUUCCACAACUUGACCUGGGAAACACGUUCGGGGCACUUUUUAUUGGGGUUAUCCUGGCAUCAGUUCUCUUUGGUCUAACCAAUGUUCAAGCUUUCAUCUACUUGCAGGCGCAUAGAAGCGCGGGGAUAACAUUUUUCAAGUUGGUUGUUGCCUGGCUUUGGAUACUCGAUGCUCUGCACCUGGCCCUGACAAUCCAUGGUGUCUAUUAUUAUUUGGUGACAAACUAUGCGAACUUUGGUGUGCUCACGGAAAUUGUAUGGAGUCUCAAAUUAGUAAUCAACAUUCUCAUCGUUCCUAUGGUACACCUUUUGUAUGUUCAUCGUAUAUGGAAAGGCAUUGCUAUCACCCUUGCGUGGGCGCAAUAUAAGGUCAAAUUCUUCAAGGAUUUGGUUAGCAUCGAGUGGAUGACAUAUCUGUCUUUGGGAACGGCCACUUUUAUCGAUAUUCUCAUCGCAUCAUCGCUAUGCUAUCUUCUUGCCACUUCACGUACUGGGUUCUCUAGCACCGAUUCAUUCAUAACAAAGCUUGUGGGCUAUACCAUCAGUACCGGCUGUCUGACAAGUAUUUGUUCGAUGUUGAUCAUAAUCACAUGUGCUGUGCUGCCGACAACCUUCAUCUUCAUCGGGUUUCAAUUUUUAGUGACUAAGUUAUAUGUCAACUCGUUUAUCGCAUUCUUGAACGCGCGAUACUACAUGCAGGCCAACGCGAUCGUCGAUCCUCCCCAAUUUUAUGAGCGCCACGGCGUCUAUCACCAGGAACUCCACACUAGUGGAUCACAAGACGAAGAGUUUCACAAAUCCCGGAGGGACCCUAAGGAUGAGGUACUGCGUAUCACGCAACCUAUCCAGGGUAUCAUGGUUAGUGGUUGUGUCAUGGUUGAUGGGAGAGGGCUAAUUCACACACCUUAGCCACAGUCGACGACAUCUCAUUAGUGUGACGUGUUAACUGUGUGUCUAAUCGAGAGAUGACACUUACAAAAACAUAUGUAUUCUAAAGUUAUCUCAUCUUCGAAGGGCGGCGCGUCU
Messenger RNA from Suillus plorans, 1210 nucleotides. RefSeq lists its product as uncharacterized. Lineage: Eukaryota; Fungi; Basidiomycota; Agaricomycetes; Boletales; Suillaceae. The record is from RefSeq and is a predicted model, not a curated record. The transcript is spliced from 14 exons. The coding region runs from base 161 to 1093 and encodes 310 amino acids.